Molecule: messenger RNA, 855 nt
Organism: Trichoderma reesei QM6a
Lineage: Eukaryota; Fungi; Ascomycota; Sordariomycetes; Hypocreales; Hypocreaceae
Exons: 5
Molecular function (GO): kinase activity
Source: RefSeq, a predicted model, not a curated record
CUCGAGGUCCUGCAGCAGCUCCUUGGGCCGCGAGAUGCCGUCCGCACGUACCUCGUGUCACCCCUUCCUAGCGAAUCAUCGCCGGCUACGCAGCGUAUCAAGGAUUCCUUUUCCCUUGUUGGUGAGUCGUCGUCCUCGCCGUCAUCAUCGCCAGUCAACCUCGAUCUCUGCCUCUACCGAGAGGCGCACACGCAGGCAGCCAGCAGUUACAUCAUUCGUAGCGAGUCAACGGGAAGCCGUACCAUUGUCAACUACAACGACCUACCGGAAAUGACAGCUGCCGAGUUCGAGGCCAUCGUGCGGAAAUUCGGUGCCUGCGAGGACACCUGGUGGCACUUUGAAGGCCGCAUCCCCGAUACCACGCUGGAGUGCGUCCGCACGCUGCGUGAUCAGCUGCCAAACGCGCAAAUCAGCGUCGAAGUCGAGAAACCAGGCAGGGACGGCCUUCGUGAGCUCGCCGCCGAGGCCGACGUGGUCUUCUACUCCAAGUCCUGGGCAGAGAGCUGUGGCCAUGGGUCCGCCGAAUCGUGUCUCAUCGACGAGCAACGACGACGCAAAGCCAAGUCCCUUGCUCUAUGCACCUGGGGUGCGGAGGGAGCAACCGCCUUGCGCCAGCCGUCGGAGCAAGUCAUCCACUGUCCCGUGGAAACCCGGGCAAAGCCCAUUUCUGUUGUUGACUCGGUUGGAGCGGGUGACACCUUUGUUGCGGGAAUGCUCUACAGCCUGGUGUGCCGCAGCAGAGAUUGGGAUGUAAGCCACGGGCUGAGAUUCGCUGUACACCUGGCCACGACAAAGGUCCAGAGGGAGGGGUUUCAGGGGCUCGGCGUACAUGUCCGUGACUGGCUAGUACAGUAG